GCUUUGUUUCAGCGGGUCCAGCCUGCCCCCCCCCCCCCCCCCCCCAGCGUGCUGCUCUUGGUCUGAUCGGUGAGCCCUGGGACACAGGACCAGCUUGUUUCAUGACCUGCUCUAUUCCUGGAGCCCAGAACAGGACAGGCACUCGGCUUUCUUGAUCAUGGAUGGUGAAGAUAUACCAAAUUUUUCAAGUUUAAAGGAGGAAACUGCUUAUUGGAAGGAACUUUCCUUGAAGUAUAAACAAAGCUUCCAGGAAGCUCGGGAUGAGCUAGUUGAAUUCCAGGAGGGAAGCCGAGAAUUAGAAGCAGAGCUGGAGGCACAGUUAGUACAGGCUGAACAGAGGAACAGAGACUUGCAGGCCGAUAACCAGAGACUGAAGUAUGAAGUCGAAGCACUAAAGGAGAAACUAGAACAUCAGUAUGCACAGAGCUACAAGCAGGUGUCGGUAUUAGAAGACGAUUUAAGUCAGACUCGGGCCAUUAAGGAGCAGUUGCAUAAGUACGUGAGAGAGCUGGAGCAGGCCAACGAUGAUCUGGAGCGAGCAAAGAGAGCAACAAUAGUGUCACUGGAAGACUUUGAACAAAGGCUAAAUCAGGCCAUUGAACGAAAUGCAUUUUUAGAAAGUGAACUUGAUGAAAAGGAAUCUUUGUUAGUCUCUGUACAGCGGUUAAAGGAUGAAGCCAGAGAUUUAAGACAAGAACUGGCAGUCCGGGAGAGACAGCAGGAAGUCACCAGAAAGUCGGCGCCCAGCUCUCCGACGCUGGACUGUGAAAAGAUGGACUCUGCUGUGCAGGCGUCGCUUUCUUUGCCAGCUACUCCCGUUGGCAAAGGGACGGAAAACAGUUUUCCUUCACCCAAAGCUAUACCAAACGGUUUUGGUACCAGUCCACUAACUCCUUCCGCUAGGAUAUCAGCACUAAACAUCGUGGGGGAUCUCUUACGGAAAGUAGGGGCUUUAGAAUCCAAAUUAGCGGCUUGCAGGAAUUUUGCAAAGGACCAGGCAUCACGAAAAUCCUAUCUUUCAGGGAAUGUUAACUGUGGGCUGAUGAACAGCGACAGCACAAAGUUCCCUCGAUCAGGACACACGUCUUUCUUUGACAAAGGCUCCAGCGAGGCCCCUUCGAUGUGCAGCUGACGCCGGCCAGACCGGCUGGAGGAGAAGCUGAUGGGGCCGCCCCGCCUGGAGAGGACACAGAGCAGACGACGGGGCCGUGCGGUUGUUCCGCCAUCUCCGGACUCGAACCGGGCGCCCUUCCUCAGGACGCCGCGUGGGGUGGGCGGGCGGGGUCGGGAAAGGCUCUGCGGCCGCCUCUCCUGCACCCCCGCCAGCACGGGGUGCACCCAGCGGGAGGGCCCCGGUCUGGGACGCCCGAGCCAGCUGCUGGGACAGAGACGGGAAGGAAGACGGACAGAGGCAAGGUCCUACCUGCUGACCAAGCAGCAGCAUUUCUACAGCGGCCAGACAGUCCGUGUUUUAAUUAGGCUCUGGGGGCCGGGAAGGUCUCUGGUGCACGUUCUUGUUUUGGCUUUUUUUUAGAACCCUUUGUACGUAAAAACGUUCUUAGCUUGCUGUGCACAAAGCAGCGCACGGCCUGUUUGCUGACGCCCGUGCUGGCACGUUCUGAGGGAGAGAGUUAGGCUCUGGGGGCGGGUCAGAGUCCGUGUGGGGAGGAGGGCGAUGGCACCGGGGCCCCCUUGCUGCGGAUGCCCGGACAAGGACGGGCACCUGGCCUGGCCCUCCAGCUUCGUGCUGGGGAUUUGUGUCGUCCGCUAGUCAGGGGCGGAGGACCGCCGAAGGCCGGGAAUCCCGAGGGGGUGAAUGCCAAGUGGUUCGGGAGCGAGAACGAGUAACCGCACGUGAACCUAAGGGGCCUCCGGCCCAGGCGCUAGGCCCACAGACGCGGCUGCCGGCCAGGCUCCCGCCACGGACUCUCCGACACCCAGCGCCUGUCCCUGAAGCCCCUGGGGUCGCUCACCUCAGCCGGUUCUUGAGAGUGCUGACCUCGCGGCUCAGGCCCUCGUUGGCCUCCGUGGCAUCAUCCAGUUCCCGCUGGAGUUUACGCCGAGACGCGUUGGCACGCGUGGCUUCCUCUUCCGCUUCCUCCAGCUGCCGUUUCAGCUGCUUCAUCCUGGCGUUGGCCUUCUCCAUCUUGGGGAGGUCACGGGACCAAGUCGGACCACACCGGGGAGAUCAGAGUCAGCACGGCCACAUCCUGAGCAUUUAGCACAGCUCACCACCCCGAGAGCCACGUGAGCGCACACAUGUACGUCCGUGUACACACACGCACGCACGCACACGGGGGAUGGGCUGAGCCUCUUGGUCAGCCUGCCGCUCUCAGCAAAGCCAGUGUCUACCAAGCAAACCAUAUACUAAAGGAGACUUAAAACAUGUAAGAUCCUACCCCCCCCCCCCCCUUGAGUUUUCCGCAGAAACGACAGUUUAGGGUCUUCACGGGAGUGCCCCGUGGGAUCACGAGGAGGAAUCCCUCUUCCUGCAGAGUACGAGAGCCAACGAUGUGGACGGUCUCCAGCCCUAGCAGGUGGCAGUUUCUACAGUCCGUUCAAUGCGGGUGUCUCGGAGGGUAUGUUUGGAUUCAAGUGCAGAGCCGUCCGGCGAGCGGACACCGGAACUCUGUGACGCAGACACGCGCCAGUGCCUCGCGGGUCUCCCCCUCCCGGAACUGCCCUGGGUGUCGCUAGGUCCUGAAGGUGGGGGAUGGAGGGAGAGCCUGAGUGGAGCCCGCCUUCCCUCCCCGUGUCUGCGGUGACAAGUCUCAUCACGGCAGAGGGAGCCAGAGGGAGAGCAGGGCUCCCCAGGCAGCAGACCGAGCGGACGUGGCCGCGGCAACCGGUCCCGUUAGCGCUUCCCCUCGAUGCGGAGACAGAGGUGCCUGGGUGCACGUGAGAAGACCCCGCAGGUCCCGCACACGGCACGUUUCUUCUGUCCGUGUCCACCCUGAGUCCAGCCAGUGCCCAGGAGCUGCUCUGGGCCUUCAGGGGGAGGACGGCACACGUUUGUGACGCUUUCUUACCCUCGCCAGUCGGUCGGUAACGCCGGGCCCGCCUUCUUCCCUUACCUGUUCUUUGUACUGAUCUGCGUGGCGACGCUCGUCUUCCACCUGCAUGAAGAUCUCCUUCAGCUUCUUCUCCGUGCGGCGGACUAGCUUGUUGGCGGCUGCCCGUUCCCUGUUCAAGUGACCAACGCGUUAGUGUUCGCGGCUCUAGAAACGACAGCUGAACGAGGAGAGCGUUUUUAAGGUCCUUUUUGUCCGGGAGAGGACACAAGCUAGACUUUUUCCAGGACCUCUGACCAGAAUGAUGGUGUAAUUGCUGUGGCCCGGAAACCUUUGUUUCCCCUCUGCUUAAAGUAUGGGUUCCCUCUCAGGUAUCCUAACGGCGCCAGGCAGAAAACGUGCAUGUGUCGGGGCUUGACACACAGCUAUUGGUCGCUUUAUUCAGUGAUGAUCUCAAGGGCAAAGCUACCUGUCCCAUAAACUGAAUUCAGAGUUUUUGAGGGCAAAACUUUGGUUACUCUAAUUACCUAACUUUUUAGCCUGAAAACCAAACAAACCAAGACCCAAUUUAUUAACUGACCGUUUCAAUUUAAAAUUGACGGACUGCCUACCAAGACGCCAGGGGCUAGUGCGGCUCUAACACUGACUCUUGUUGGAGCCAAGCUAAUCAGCAGGCUUCUAGACGGGCCCACACAGGCCCUGAUAGGCCACAUGGAGAACUGCACUGAGAACAGAGAAUAUUCUUUUGUUCCUUCACAAAUGUGAUGCAAAAAUGGACAGCCAGGGAGCUAGCUGGAAAGGGCAAGUCAUGUUAAUUACGGCGGCCGCCAACAAGCCCUUUUAUCCGGAUGCAGUGGAGUCUGGACAGCGGGAAGCCCGGGGUUCCUCUGGCACCAGGAAGUCACCAGCACGGGCCGACACCACCUUCUGUCUCCCACUCGGGUGACAGGUGUCCCCGUGCCACCAGAGGGCCAGGGGCGUGUGGCGGUCUGGGCCGCGACUCCCGGGCUCGGCCCGGACCCGGCCUGCAGUGGAGACGCAGGGAGGUCUGGGGGUGAGGGCGGCCGCACCCUCUUACUUGGCUUCCUGCUCCAGCUGCUCCUCCAGCUGCCCGAUCUUGGCUUCCAGGGCCGAGAUGGUGGCCUUGAACUUGGACUUGACGGUGCCCUCCAGUUCCUGCAGCUUGGCCUUGAGCUCCUUGUUCUGCCGCUCCAGCUGCUGGCGCGCGUUGUCACUCUUCUGGGCGGCGCUGCGCUCGGCCGCCAGCUCUGCGUUCAGCGUGUCCACCUGGAGAGGAGAGCCGGGUUUAGUCGCUCGCGCCACGGGGGCAGUGCAGCCCUUCCCGGGCGCCGGGCCGCGGCGCGGGCCACCUGCAGCGUGGUCUUGCGGAAGCGGUCGUUGAGCAGCUCCGUGUUGCUCUGCUCCUCUUCCAGCUCCUCCUCCAGCUGCGCGAUCCGCGCCUCCAGACGCCGCUUCUCAUCCAGCAGCGCAGACCUGGCCGGGCGGGGAGGGGACAGCGCUCAGAGCAGGGGCCGCGGCACGACCCCGGGGAGCUCACCUCCCCGCCGCUGGAGCUUUCUGGGCUCUCCUCUCUCCCCCGCACCCAUCCCCGUCCCCCAGUCUGUCCACAAGCCCCGGCGAGGACGCUUCCGAACCCGCCACCCCAGCCCGGGCCCCGUCCCUUCUCCCUGCCGCACCUCCCUCUGUCCUCCACGGCCCGGGUCCCACCUCCAAAGUGAUCCUGGCACCCUCUACCCCGGACUGUGCUAGAAGAGGACCGUGAUGAAUCCUCAGGGCGGUAAUUAAACGGAGAAAGAGUCUUAACUGGAAAGAACUAGGACUUCACGAGAAACGCGUUCGAAGUCUUAAGGCAUCUGCUUGCCAAACCUCGCGAGUCUGGGCGUGGAGACCUGCGCGGCCGGGCCGCACGGCCUGCGCCAAUCGGGCUAUAGCUCCAACUGUGCCUCCUUCGCUCCUGCGGUGGGAAUGGCCGGUGAGGGGGUGGGGCCCGCCUGGGUCGUGCGGCCGACCGGCGCCAAGGCCAUCUGGACGCUCAGCAACUUGUGCCCGUCCGUGCAGGCUCCGAGCGGAUGAGCAAGUCAACCACGGACUUCUAGGUGCCAGACGACCCGGCCUUCCCGGGUGACAGGUGUGCCCCGGGGGGAUGGGCUGCAGGCGCCUGAGCGGGGAGGGUGGCACCGUCGCCGGUUUCUAGCCCAUCCUUCCCGCCCGCUGCCAGGAGACUCACUUGCCAGAGGCGCUGUUGGCGAUCUCGUCGGCCAGCUCGUCCCUCUCCUGCUCGGCGUGGCGGCGGGCUCGCUCAGAGGAGGCGAGUUCCUAAGGAAGGUCGGAGUGGGAUUUAAGCUCCGGGUAACGGGUUCCUCAACCGUGAAGCCAGCCGGCCGCGGCCACCCUGGCUCCGGCCCCCUUGCUGCUGCCGGGCCUGAGAGAUUAAGCCACAGCCUGGCUGAAGACAAGCCGGGUGACGUGCUACUGUCCACGUCCUUCCGCACAACUGUCCCCAGAGGGGACUCCCGGUCCACGGGAGGGCUCUGCCGCCAUUUCCAACGGAAGAGGCAGCUCUGUUCCCACCCUCCCUAGAAAGCGGGUGUUUCUUAAUCCUAAACGCGGCACAGACCUCCUGCAAGCCCGCAACUAUACCGGCUCACGGUCUUGAAGGACCUGUCACGUACACAGUAGUGCAGUUUGGAGGUCAGGUCCACGGGACUGACCGGUGAACAUCAAGGUCCCAGGAAACGCGGUAGUUGUGCAGGGAAGUGGGGACCACAGCGCCCGUGGGGAGUGUGGGCGAGGGUGAGCCCUCAGGCUUGUGCAGUAAGCAGGGCCUGGCUCCCGAAGGAGGCGGGAGUCAGGCUCUGAGGCGGUGCGGGCGGCUCUCUGUGAACCGCGGGCCGGGCCUGUCCUCUGGAGGAAGAACUGCCUGGUGCAGCUUUUCCACAAAUUUCUUCGGAAGAGGGUUCGCCACAGGAGGCAGCCAGGGUGCGUUUCUUAGCCCACGUGGGUCGAGACUAAAAUCCUGUUCUCAGGAUUUGAGAGCCGCGCCGUUUCCCUUACUGCACAGGUGAGGAAACGGAGGCCUAACGGCUGACGCGAUUCGCCAGGUGCCCAGACUGGUCGGCGGCAGAAACUCGGGGUUCUGACUCUCCCCAUCUGGGCCUCUUGCCACCAGCUGGCGCUUCCUGAAAAUGCCGUAUUUGGCAAAAGCACAGCUUUAAAGAUGCCCGUGGAGCAGGGCCGCAUAAAGAGUUCGCCCGUGUGCUUGGCAUGUGUGUUCACCUCUUACGUCAGCGCACGGGACGUAGGCGAAAGGCCCGGGUUCCGGCACAUGCCGUCCUGACCCGUGGGGUGGAGCGAGCCCAGCUGGGAGGGCGGCAGCCACGAUACUCUGGGCCCGACCCCAGGGCCUCAGAUCAACAAACACCGAGCAUCAGCUCUGCCAUCUGGCCUCUGGUGCUCCGUCCUUUGCCCACUGGCCGGGCGUGCCGUGGACACCCACUGGGGCAACCCGUGGGAGAAAGGGGAGGAGCCUGAGGGAAGGAAAAAGAAACAGAAGGGCAGGGCUAGCUUUCCAGGGGGUCUCUUCUCCCUUAUCUAAAGUCUGAAAUAAACACUUUCUGAAAAGGC
This is a messenger RNA of Lynx canadensis (Canada lynx), 6656 nucleotides long. It is a transcript of the gene NDEL1, whose product is annotated as nudE neurodevelopment protein 1 like 1. Gene Ontology annotation, molecular function: microtubule binding. Gene Ontology annotation, cellular component: kinetochore; centrosome; kinesin complex. The coding region runs from base 158 to 1132 and encodes 324 amino acids. NCBI's taxonomy places the organism in Eukaryota, Metazoa, Chordata, Mammalia, Carnivora, Felidae. The record is from RefSeq and is a predicted model, not a curated record. The transcript is spliced from 10 exons. Gene Ontology annotation, biological process: chromosome segregation; regulation of neuron projection development; mitotic centrosome separation.